Molecule: messenger RNA, 3725 nt
Organism: Pyricularia oryzae 70-15
Lineage: Eukaryota; Fungi; Ascomycota; Sordariomycetes; Magnaporthales; Pyriculariaceae
Product: DNA repair and recombination protein RAD5C
Exons: 10
Coding region: 637-3045 (802 amino acids)
Molecular function (GO): ATP binding; ATP-dependent chromatin remodeler activity
Source: RefSeq, a predicted model, not a curated record
CGACCAGUUACCCAUACUAUUCUUCAAACCUGCCAGACAGCAAAUGGCAUCGGUCACUCCUGAUUGUGCAAAAUGAAUCAAUUCAGCAUCGAGAGUCCAAAGCGUAGAGCUGAAAGCUCCCAGGGCGACAGUGAUUGUCACUCAAGCAAGCGCCUUGCGACAAACAUCAAUUUUGGGGCUACCGCAGAUUUGGAACCACGGAACGUCUGGGCGGCGGUGGAUGGUGCAUCCUUUGCACAGCAGGGACCCCAAAGGGAGGCUACGCAACUGGAUGCAUCCUUGAUCAACAACCAUACAAAUCACUCCCCGACUGCCUAUGACACCUUUGCAGCAGCUUCGCACAGCAGUUGCGGAACCGAAACUGGCCAAGAUAAUAUAUGCUUUGGAAUGCUCCCGGGCAUUGAGAUACAAAUUAAAUGGCCUUCCACUGAGAACAGGGUUGCUGAGAACCUUGACGGUGUCAACUUCUUAGCAGUGAUACUGCAGCUGGAGUGAACUCAUGGCCUCAUUUACAAAGAUGGGCGGGCCGUCGGUGUGCUCCACAACAGCGCAUUCAACGUCUUGUCGUCUUGCGUAACGAGGACACCAACAUGCGGCAUAUUCGCCUGGGUGUUGGCAUCCGAGUGGGUCUCUUGCAUGGCCGAGGCGAAAGAUUCGACCAAACUCAAAAAGGGACUCAUCAUCAAGAUCGACCUGGUGCUUUUCGGCCCCAGAAGUUCCGGCGAUAGUGUGGCGGUCGAUCUCGGGAGUCGCCGAUAUUAUCUUCAGGAGCCGCAUCAGCAGUUGUGUCCUUACCCCUACGAGAACCCUCAGUCCCUGAAACUGCCCUCUACGCUCACAUUCGAUGCAUUAGAAACCUCACUGGAUGUGGAGAGGCAACUUUCAUAUGGACUUGAACAAGAUGAAGACGAAGAGCUGAUUGCCCAAGCAAUGCCCGACGGCUCGAGCACACAGCUCAACGAAUUGAUCCAGAACAUUGACAGCUUUCUUGAACUCCUCCCUGCAAAACCUAUCACUGCAUCGGCUGGCAGUGACUCGCGCAUAAUUUCUAAACUAUUCAGCCAUCAAAACGAAGCAGUGGGCUGGAUACUGCAAAGGGAGGAGCAUACACCCGGUCAGAAUGACUCGAAGCUAUGGGAAAUGAGCAUCCUUCCAUCAGGAGAGUUGUGCUACCAGCAUGCCAUCACUGGCGCAAAGAGCAAGAAUGCAAAGGACUUUAAAGGAGGCAUAUUAGCCGACGACAUGGGCCUUGGAAAAACAUUUACGACUUUGGCGGCAAUCGUCUCGACACUUGAUCGUGCCUCUGAGUUCGCCGCAAGAAGCAAGACCCCAGCAAUCGCUUCCAGAGCCACCCUGGUAGUAGUUCCCAGCGAGCUUCUCCUUAACACAUGGGCAAACGAAAUCGAACGGCAUUUCUACCCCAGGUCAGUCCGCUACGUCAAAUAUCAUGCCUCGGGGAGACGCGAUCUUGUCGGCACAAUCAACCAGCAAGAUGUAGUUCUCACAACUUAUGGCACAAUCAUGGCGGAUCGCCGUGGCGCCAACAGCAUUAUCCACAGGAUCAAUUGGUUCCGGCUGGUUCUGGAUGAAGCACACUUGGUUCGCAACUGGGGAUCCAAGCAGUUUAACGCGGUACACUCCAUUUCUUCGCACAUCCGAUGGUGCCUGACCGGAACGCCGAUUCAGAACUCACUAGACGACCUCGGGGCCCUGAUCAGGUUCCUCAAAAUGCCCAUCUUCUCCGAGCCGGCGACCUUCAGGCGAUAUGUCGGCAAGCUGCAACGUGACAAGGCUCAUCCGCAGGGGGCCUUUACCAACCUUGGGCUGAUACUAUCCAAUAUCUGCCUGCGUCGCAACAAGGACAUCAUGCCACUGUCCCAGGGACAAGUGUACGAAUACCGCAAGCCAGAGUUUACUCCCAGGGAACGAGAGCAGUACCACGCUUUGGAGCUUGCCUGCAAGCGUGCCAUCGCCAUCAGCGGCAAGAGGACCAGCACUUCCUCGGCUGACGGCGACCAUCAUACCGUCAUGGAGGCACUGCUCCGGCUCCGCAUCUUUUGCAACAAUGGUGCAACGGCCAAAGCCUUGGACUUGGCUGGGUUCAUGACCCGCGGGAACAAGGCAGGGGAAAAGUCCUCAAAGAGUCUGCCGGAUGAGAUGCUCAGCUUCAUGCAACAGAGAGGUGAGGCAAUGUGCUACUACUGCUCUGUCGGCAUCAUCGCGCUGGGUCCAAGUACAGUCGGAGACGACAACUGCGGCACGGACGUGGGCCAGAGUGUCGCGACUUUGACGAGGUGCUGGCAUCUGGUCUGCAGUGAGUGUGUGCAGCAGUAUCGCAGCGGGCAGGUUGAGGGACAGGUUUUUGCAUGCCCCCUAUGCAAUGGCAAACAUGGCAGCGAGAACGUGUUUGACGAAAACAUUGAGCCAAGCGAACCGCAACUGGGUCUUCAAACGCCGGCAGGUGGUCGUUUGCGACAAUAUCCCUCAAAGAUCACGGCGCUUGUGAAAGAUGUGAGGGACCAUUCCCUCACCGACAAAUGCGUCGUCUUUUCAUUCUGGAAAAAGUCACUGGACAUUGUGGGCAGCGCGCUGGAGGCUUCCGGCGUAAAGUAUCUUCGAGUAGACGGAAGCGCUUCGCCCAAGAAGCGAAGCAACAUCCUCUUGAACUUCCAAACUCGCCAGGCCUGUACCGUCCUGCUGAUUACCUUCUCCACCGGCGCCGUCGGGUUGAACGGCCUGACGGUGGCAAACAGGGUCCACAUUCUCGAGCCACAGUGGAACCCGGCGGCCGAGAAGCAAGCCAUCGGCCGGCUCCUCCGUCUGGACCAGUCGAGAAAAGUCACAAUUGUGCGAUAUGCAAUGGAAAAGUCUAUAGAGCAGGCCGUUCAAAAGAGACAGCUGCGCAAAUUUCAGCUCGCCGGUGGCGGGUUCUCCAAGCAGCUUAGCGUGGAAGAGAGGCGUGCCCUGAAGAGCGAUCAACUUCAGGAGCUCCAAGCUUAUUUCGAUAGCGAGCAGUCUGAGGAUGUCAUGCAGGUGGAGGCCUAGUCUAGACCUAGUUUGUAAGCUGGACGGCGGUCCAAUGCCGCCAGCAGCAAGACCUCUCAGAAACCUGCUUGGUUCUUUCACCCUGCAAUGAUACUACAUGUCUGGAAAAACGCCUUGAUCCAUGCCGAAAAAUGUGCCGCACCAACCACUACGAGUGGCCGCUGUCGCCGAACCAGCUGGAGGGAAAAGCAAGGGACGAAAAGAACAAGGCUGGAACGGUCUCUUCAGGGUCGUGAAUGCCGGCAGAAAAAGCCAGACCGGAUACCAGAAUGGCAACGCGAUCAAUUCGUGUCAGGUAGCGUAUCAUCUGUGCGGGAAGCUGAGUUGAGUACCAAGCUUAGCAUUGUCUGUUGCAUCAAAGCGUGGAGGACAGCUUGUCGUAGUUCCAAAGAGAAAGAAACAAAAAAAGAGGUGGUUCUGCCCAGCGAAGCCGAUGGUGCUUUCUUUUUCCUUGUCUUGUCUCGGCAUGUCAUCGGAGAAAAGGCACAUCUCCUGAAGGACCUGCAUCAAAAAAGCCAAAAAAAACGCGUUUGCCUUGCGGCAUUCUACGGGUGACGUGCAACCAGUCAAGGGGAAUUUUUGUUUUCUGGAUUGCCAAAGAGUAGGCAGCUCGGACUAGAGUAGAAAUGCAGGUACCCUUGUCGCGUCAAUCAUAAGCACUUAGUGUAGACACCAAAAGG